GAAGAAUAUCGAGUCAAGACUACUUAGCGAACAAUUCUUUGUUGGCCUCUUUUACGUCCAUUGCGUCCGCACAACGGCUUGCGCGUUCCUAUCAUUUAUAUCCGAAGGAACUUUGAACCUUCCUAUCUUGGUCAAAGUGUCAACGUCGGCUGUGCCUCGGUCAUCCACCUCCACCUCCUCCCGGUCUCCCCGCUGCACCGCGACGAACAUCGCGACAUCUUCUUCCGAGUCUCUCCCCAGAGUAUAGAUUCUUGUCACGAUCUAGUAUAAGACCUGAGAACGGCAUCAUGUUUGUCCUACCUCCCCCGCCGCGGUAUCCCACCAUGGGGCCGUAUGGCACCAGCUCGAUACAUCCCGUGCCUAUGAUUGAGACCAACAACACAUUGUCAAAUCCGACUGGCCCCGAGUGGCAGUUUCUUGUUGGCGAGGGAACAUAUACGCUCAAAGAAGACCUACAUCUUGCGACACCUCCACCUCAUCCCUCAGAAGCUACAGUACCGAAUCCAAACCCGCUCUCGACUCACCCUCAACCAGCCACCGCCGGUACCAAUGUCUCGCUUGUUACUCUAGAUGCCCGGAAUGCUCCGCCGUUCUUUUACAAGGGUCUUUCUUCCACCACCCUCGCCUUGAGCGGUGCACCUUCGAGCAUUCAAGAGCAUCCGAAUGAAGGUCGUUACUCGGCCGAGGGAGGCAUGAGCAGCGAGGACGGUAGGGCCGGCUCAACGAGCGAUGCUCCAGCUACUUCUAUAACGCUGGGCUCUGCGCCAGCAUUUGGCGAGGGCAAUGCCUUGCUUGCGCAAGUACAGAGCAAGGACGUGAAUAAGAAGAGGAAGCCCAAGAACAACAUGACCAAGAGCAAUUCCUCCUUCAUCUCACGUGUUAUUGUCAACGAAGGCCUCUCUAGGAAGCUUACUGAGCGACCAAGUGAUGGAAUCUUCGCUUUUGCCAACAUCAACCGUGCUUUUCAGUGGCUUGACAUGUCUUCCUCAUCCAAGCAAGAUUAUUUGACCAAGAUUCUGUUCACCAAGGCUCACUGUCUGUGCCAUGAUGUGAAUACUCAUACAAAGACUGUCGCACACCUUGACGUUAUCAUGGGCUUCUCAACCGGAGAGAUCAUCUGGUGGGAGCCAAUCUCACAGCGAUAUACGCGACUGAACAAGAAUGGAGCCAUAAAUGGAACUCCAGUAUCAGCGAUCCGAUGGAUUCCGGGAUCUGAAAACCUGUUCCUCGCCGCCCACAUGGACGGGUCUCUGGUGGUUUAUGAUAAGGAGAAGGAAGAUGCCCAAUUCAAUCCUGAAGAGGAGGCAGUCAAUGGAAAUACAAGUGGCAGCAGUGGUGAGGCCAUAGACACAACCAACGGCAAUACUCACCCCAAUGGAAUCCGCAUCAACAAGUCGGUCCAUUCCAAGAACCAAAAGGCGAACCCAGUAGCGGCCUGGAAGCUAUCAAACCACCGCAUUAACGCCUUCUCGUUCUCUCCCGAUAACCGACAUCUGGCUGUGGUUUCUGAGGACGGAACACUUAGGAUCAUCGACUAUUUGAAGGAAGAGCUUCUUGACGUAUUCUACUCGUACUAUGGCGGCCUGACUUGUGCCUGUUGGUCUCCAGACGGGAAGUACGUCUUGACGGGCGGACAAGAUGACUUGAUUUCGAUUUGGUCGGUUGUCGAGUCUGCGCUGGUGGCAAGGUGUCAGGGACACCAGUCUUGGGUGUCUGCUGUUGCCUUUGAUCCUUGGCGAUGCGACGACCGCAACUAUCGUUUUGGAAGCGUGGGGGAGGAUGGGCGUCUUUGUCUCUGGGAUUUCAGUGUCGGCAUGCUUCACCGACCAAAGGCGCAAUCUGUCCGACAUCGGGGGUCUAUCUCGUCACGAUACACGGCCCUGCAGCGGGCAGAGACGGCGACCACGUCCAACUCGCGGCUGCGAUCCGACUCGAACCUCGAUGCGGAGGACGAAGAGGUUGUGAUUCAACACCCUGUUGAGCCUCGAGCUCGGAUCCCUAUGCUCCCCCCUGUGCUUAACAAGUCGAUCGAUACGCACCCGGUGUGCUGGUUAGACUUUACAGAAGACGCCAUUAUCACGAGCUGCAAGUCAGGACAUAUCAGAACGUGGCUACGUCCUGGGUCGGAACUGGCGGCACAGACCGAAGGAGCAUCAGCCCCGGCAGCGGCAUCAUGAUAGAUGGAUCGGUGAUGAAAAAGCUUUCACAGGCUUUGAAACGAGGGUGAUGACGAAUUGCAGUUGAUGACGAGCUUUUUUUUUCUUCUCCGUGCUGACCAAACAGACGACCAGCAAAUGGAUACGGUACUUGGGGAGUGGCUGUUGUCGUUUCCAUUAUUGGUUGCUUCAGGGAUAGCGGUCCCUCGCUUGGAUUUGAUGAUGUAUGAUAGAUAGGGAAGGGGAAUCCACUUUGAGUCUUGAUUCUG
Molecule: messenger RNA, 2425 nt
Organism: Fusarium vanettenii 77-13-4
Lineage: Eukaryota; Fungi; Ascomycota; Sordariomycetes; Hypocreales; Nectriaceae
Exons: 9
Coding region: 288-2177 (629 amino acids)
Biological process (GO): carbon catabolite repression of transcription
Cellular component (GO): cell tip; nucleus; cell division site
Molecular function (GO): protein binding
Source: RefSeq, a predicted model, not a curated record